AUGGCCUCGGUCUUCCGCAGUGAGGAGAUGAGCCUGAUGCAGCUCUUCCUGCAGGUGGAGGCUGCUUACUGCUGCGUGGCUGAGCUCGGGGAGCUGGGUCUGGUCCAGUUCAGAGAUCUGAAUGCGAAUGUGAACAGCUUCCAGAGAAAGUUUGUGAAUGAAGUGAGAAGGUGCGAAUCCUUGGAGAGGAUCCUGCGUUUUCUGGAAAAUGAGAUGGAAGACAUUGUGGAGAUUGUCAAACCAGAAAAGUACCCAGAGACGCCCCUGCCUCGGGAAAUGAUUGAUAUGGAGACAGUGCUGGAGAAACUUGAGGCUGAGCUGCUGGAAGCUAACCAGAACCAGCAAACGCUGAAGCAGAACUUCCUUGAGCUGAUGGAGCUCAAACAUCUGCUGAAGAAAACACAGGACUUCUUUGAGGCAGAAACCAAUCUGCCAGAUGAUUUCUUCAGUGAAGACACAUCUGGCCUGCUGGAGCUGAGAAGCACUCCUGCUGCAGCUGCCAAGCUGGGAUUCACAGCAGGGGUUAUAAAGAGGGAGAGGAUGAUACCCUUUGAGCGUUUGCUGUGGCGAGCCUGCAGGGGAAACAUCUAUUUGAGGUACACCGAAAUGGACGCUCCCCUGGAGGACCCCGUGACGAGAGAAGAGGUGAAAAAGAAUGUGUUCAUUAUCUUCUAUCAAGGAGAGCAGCUCAAACAAAAAAUCAAGAAGAUUUGUGACGGGUUUCGUGCCACAGUCUAUCCCUGUCCAGAGUCUGCCACUGAGCGCCGAGAAAUGCUUGAUGGAGUGAACACAAGGAUCGAGGAUCUGAACACAGUGAUAACCCAAACUGAGUCCCACCGCCAGCGACUGCUGCAUGAGGCAGCAGCCAACUUGUGGUCCUGGGGGAUCAAGGUGAAGAAAAUCAAGGCCAUCUACCACAUCCUGAAUUGCUGUAACAUCGAUGUCACCCAGCAGUGUGUCAUUGCAGAGAUCUGGUUCCCAGUGGCUGAUGCUGGCCGGAUAAAAAGAGCUCUCCAUCAGGGAAUGGAGCGAAGUGGCUCUACCAUCGCCCCUAUCCUCACCGCCAUACACACCAGGAUGGCACCACCCACCUUCAACAGGACCAACAAGUUCACAGCUGGAUUUCAGAACAUCGUGGAUGCAUAUGGUGUGGGCAACUACAGGGAGAUGAACCCAGCUCCUUACACCAUUAUUACCUUCCCCUUCCUGUUUGCGGUGAUGUUUGGGGAUUGUGGCCAUGGUGCUGUCAUGCUGGGCUUUGCACUCUGGAUGGUCAUUAAUGAGAAGAGCCUUCUGGCCCAGAAGAGCACUAAUGAAAUCUGGAACACCUUUUUCAGUGGGCGUUACCUGAUCCUGCUCAUGGGCAUAUUUUCCAUAUAUACUGGCUUCAUCUACAAUGACUGCUUCUCCAAAUCGUUCAACAUCUUUGGCUCGUCUUGGCAUAUCAUCCCCAUGUUUAAAAAUAAUACUUGGAAUAAGGAUGUGCUUCUGGACAACACAGUGCUGCAGCUGGAUCCGGCAGUCCCAGGGGUCUACUCUGGAAAUCCAUAUCCAUUUGGAAUAGAUCCGAUCUGGAAUGUUGCAUCAAACAAGCUGACUUUCCUGAACUCCUACAAAAUGAAGAUGUCAGUUGUGAUAGGGAUUGUACACAUGAUUUUUGGGGUGAUACUCAGUCUCUUCAACCACAUCUACUUCAAGAAGUACAUAAACAUUAUCCUGCAGUUCAUUCCAGAGAUGAUCUUUAUUAUCUCUCUUUUUGGCUACCUCGUCUUCAUGAUUAUUUUCAAAUGGUGUCAUUUUGAUGUCCACUCAUCCCAGAGCGCACCAAGCAUUCUCAUCCACUUCAUCAAUAUGUUUCUGUUCAAUUACGGUGAUGCUUCAAACGCUCCAUUAUAUACGCACCAGAAAGAAGUGCAGAGCUUUUUGGUCAUAUUUGCCCUGAUUGCUAUUCCCUGGAUGCUUCUAAUUAAACCUUUCAUCCUCCGAGCCAACCACCAGAAAGCGCAGCGCAUGAUUCGGUCUCAGGCCAACUCAGGAAACACUGGGGGUGAAAACGAGGUAGAUGCCCCAGAGACCAAUCACUCCAAGAAAGCUUCCCAGGGAGACCACAGUGGUGGCCAUGGAGGACAUGAGGAUGAUGAAGAAGAGUUCAAUUUUGGAGACACAUUUGUCCAUCAAGCUAUCCAUACCAUUGAAUACUGCCUGGGCUGCAUCUCCAACACAGCAUCCUACCUGCGGCUCUGGGCGCUGAGCCUAGCCCAUGCACAACUGUCAGAGGUUCUCUGGACCAUGGUGAUGCACAACGGGCUCAGCAACAGCAGCUGGACAGGCCUCAUAAGCGUCUUCAUCAUCUUUGCAGCAUUUGCAGUGCUGACAGUGGCCAUCCUGCUGGUCAUGGAGGGUUUGUCAGCCUUCCUGCAUGCCUUGCGCCUGCACUGGGUGGAGUUCCAGAACAAGUUCUACGUGGGAGCCGGAUACAAAUUCUCCCCAUUCUCCUUCAAGCACAUCAUAGAUGGCACCAUGGAAGAGUAAAGCCAGGGCAUUGCUGCUUCGCUUCUCAGACCAGGCUCUACUUUCCUGCAGUCAGUCACCCCUAGAGUGGGGCUUAAACGAUGAAACUGAAUGGGACAUGGCCUUUGAAAGAUCAGCUAUACAUGGAGAUGUUCUAACU
Messenger RNA from Cygnus atratus (black swan), 2671 nucleotides. It is a transcript of the gene ATP6V0A4, whose product is annotated as ATPase H+ transporting V0 subunit a4. The transcript has 20 exons. Lineage: Eukaryota; Metazoa; Chordata; Aves; Anseriformes; Anatidae. The record is from RefSeq and is a predicted model, not a curated record. Bases 1 to 2532 code for a protein of 843 amino acids. Gene Ontology annotation, cellular component: vacuolar proton-transporting V-type ATPase, V0 domain; plasma membrane; vacuolar proton-transporting V-type ATPase complex. Gene Ontology annotation, molecular function: proton-transporting ATPase activity, rotational mechanism; ATPase binding. Gene Ontology annotation, biological process: proton transmembrane transport; vacuolar acidification.